Pipistrellus kuhlii (Kuhl's pipistrelle) is the source of this 6126-nucleotide messenger RNA. RefSeq names its product synaptic vesicle glycoprotein 2C (gene SV2C). Gene Ontology annotation, biological process: chemical synaptic transmission; transmembrane transport. Lineage: Eukaryota; Metazoa; Chordata; Mammalia; Chiroptera; Vespertilionidae. Gene Ontology annotation, molecular function: transmembrane transporter activity. The transcript is spliced from 13 exons. Gene Ontology annotation, cellular component: membrane. The coding region runs from base 344 to 2527 and encodes 727 amino acids. The record is from RefSeq and is a predicted model, not a curated record.
CACUGCAGCACCGGGAGGAGGCGCGGGCGGAGGCGGGGCCGGAGGACCGCAGCGUGGGAGCCGGGAGCCACUUUCCCGCCCCUCCUCUCGCCGCCCACACGCCCGGAGGAGCCGCCACUCGGCGCCCGCAGGAGCGGGUGGCAGACGGAGACGGCCCCGGAGCGCGAGCGGAGCGGCGCCCGCGCGGUGGCGGCUGCAGCGCCGGUAGCACCCGAGGCGGGGGUCCCCGGCGGCCGCGGCGUUCUGUUUUGAACCCAAAGUGGAUGAUGCUGUUGGGGCUGAGCCACUGACCAAAGAUCUAUAAAAAAUUCCCACCUUCAUAUUGGCUAUCAGUUGAGAUACCAUGGAAGACUCUUACAGGGAUAGGACUUCACUGGUGAAGGGUGCCAAGGACAUUGCCAAAGAGGUGAAGAAAAAAACAGUAAAGAAGGUGAAUCAAGCAGUGGACCGGGCCCAGGAUGAAUACACCCAGAGGUCCUACAAUCGGUUCCAGGACGAAGAAGAGGACGAUGACUAUUACCCGCCCGGAGAAACCUACGGUGGGGAGGCCAAUGAUGAUGAAGGCUCCAGUGAAGCUACUGAGGGUCACGAUGAAGAUGAUGAGAUUUACGAAGGGGAGUAUCAGGGCAUCCCCAGUACGAACCAAGGGAAAGACAGCAUCGUGUCAAUGGGGCAGCCCAAGGGUGAUGAGUACAAGGACCGCCAGGAGCUGGAGAAGGAGAGGAAAGCAGACGAGGAAGAACUAGCUCAGCAGUAUGAGCUGAUAAUCCAAGAGUGUGGUCAUGGCCGUUUUCAGUGGACCCUUUUCUUUGUCCUGGGCAUGGCCCUCAUGGCGGACGGUGUGGAGGUGUUUGUUGUUGGCUUUGUGUUGCCCAGCGCCGAGACGGACUUGUGCAUACCAAAUUCCGGAUCCGGGUGGCUAGGCAGCAUAGUCUACCUCGGGAUGAUGGUGGGGGCAUUCUUCUGGGGAGGACUGGCAGACAAAGUGGGAAGGAAGCAGUCUCUUCUGAUUUGCAUGUCCGUCAACGGAACCUUUGCCUUCCUUUCCUCGUUUGUCCAAGGCUAUGGCUUCUUUCUCUUCUGUCGCUUACUUUCCGGAUUUGGGAUCGGAGGAACCAUGCCCAUUGUGUUCUCCUACUUUGCGGAAGUGCUGGCCCGAGAGAAGCGGGGCGAGCAUCUGAGCUGGCUCUGCAUGUUCUGGAUGAUCGGCGGCAUCUACGCCUCUGCUAUGGCCUGGGCCAUCAUCCCGCACUACGGAUGGAGCUUCAGCAUGGGGUCGGCCUACCAGUUUCACAGUUGGCGUGUGUUCGUGAUUGUCUGCGCCCUCCCCUGUGUCUGCUCGGUGGUGGCCCUCACCUUCAUGCCGGAAAGCCCCCGGUUCCUAUUGGAGGUUGGAAAACAUGAUGAAGCUUGGAUGAUUCUGAAGUUAAUUCAUGACACUAAUAUGAGGGCACGGGGUCAGCCUGAGAAGGUCUUCACGGUAAACAGAAUCAAAAUCCCAAAACAAAUAGAUGAAUUGAUUGAAAUUGAGAGUGACACAGGAACGUGGUACAAAAGGUGUUUCGUUCGGAUCCACACAGAACUGUACGGAAUUUGGUUGACUUUUAGGAGAUGUUUCCACUACCCAGUUAGGGAAAAUACAAUAAAGCUUACAAUCGUUUGGUUCACCCUGUCCUUUGGGUACUAUGGAUUAUCUGUUUGGUUCCCUGACGUCAUUAAACACCUGCAAUCAGAUGAAUAUGCAUUACGAACUAGAACUGUGCCAAGAGAGAAAUAUGCCAAUUUCAGUAUCAACUUUACAAUGGAAAAUCAGAUCCAUACCGGAAUGGAAUACUACAAUGGCAGAUUUCUCGGGGUCAAGUUCAAAUCUGUAACUUUCAAGGAUUCGCUUUUUAAGGCCUGCACUUUUGAGGACGUGACUUCAGUCAACACCUACUUCAAGAACUGCACAUUUAUUGACACUGUUUUUGACCACACGGAUUUCGAGGAGUAUAAAUUCAUUGACAGUGAAUUUCAAAACUGCUCCUUUUUUCACAAUAAAACGGGAUGCCAGAUUACCUUUGAUGAUGACUACAGUGCCUACUGGAUUUAUUUUGUCAACUUCCUGGGAACAUUGGCGGUGUUACCAGGGAACAUCGUGUCUGCUCUCCUGAUGGACAGAAUUGGGCGCUUGACGAUGCUGGGUGGCUCUAUGGUGCUUUCGGGGAUUAGCUGUUUCUUCCUUUGGUUUGGCACCAGCGAAUCCAUGAUGAUAGGUAUGCUGUGUCUGUACAACGGGUUGACCAUCUCGGCCUGGAACUCUCUGGAUGUAAUCACUGUGGAACUGUACCCCACAGACCGGAGGGCAACAGGCUUUGGCUUCUUGAACGCACUCUGCAAAGCUGCCGCCGUCCUUGGGAACUUAAUAUUCGGCUCCCUGGUCAGCAUCACCAAAGCAAUCCCCAUCCUGCUGGCCUCCACCGUGCUCGUGUGUGGAGGCCUGGUGGGGUUCCGCCUGCCUGACUCACAAACCCAGGUCCUGAUGUAACGGGAAAAAAGCCAUCCCUCCGCCUGUGUUUCUUUCUCCUGCCCUGUGUCAUCUCUCCUGACCGACUCAACACUUCAGAUUUUUUCAGAUAUAAAAGGUGGUCAAAUGUCAGAACACGAACUCUUGCUGCGACUAAAAUUUAGAUGCAUACCAUCGUGCCCCUUAAAUGUGAUUUUGCAGAGGGUUUGGGUUUAGUUUUGUUUUUCAUGCAUCGUUAUCUUUCCUGACGACCGCUACUGCCUCCCCAAAUUCUAGUGGAAGCAUUUUUUCAAAUGUCCUGGUCAGCCGGGCCUCUCUGAGGUUCUCUCGCUGCAGGCCUGGGAGCUAAGAUGAGGACUGUGUUGCUAUAAGAAAUAGAUCCUGCUCCCAGUUCAACAUUCACAGGAAGUAUAAGUUGGCAUAUUAUUGCAUUUGUGCUGAGGAGAGGGGUUCUUUUUUUUCUCGUUUUUUUUUUCCAAACAGAGUGACAUUUCCUGUUUACUUAGAAAAGGACACCCAGCAAUUCUAGCUGUAACAGCAGAGCCUUUCAAAGAAAACCAUGUGGUACCAAACAGGGCUGGGUGGGGCUCUUUCAGGAGCGACAAUUAAGGUGGCUCUGCUGACAAGAAAAAUAAAGGCUCUGCAGUGAGCAGCCCAGGUCUGCCUGAGCUGCAAAAGCAAGGUUUCUUCCAGAAAACCCUGUUCAUGCUGAAAAUGUGAGGAAAGUGUGUCUGUGAUUGUGGCAUGAGGUUCAGAAUGUUAGAAAAUGAGAGAGAGAGAGGGAGAUCUUUGGCCUCCACUCCCCCUUCCUCCCCCUGCCCCAGCCAUGUAUCUUGCCAGAAAACAGAUUCAGGAAAAGAAAGCCUCUUUCUAAACAUUGGGUCUGCCUACCUGAUUCUGCCAUUCAUCCAAGCUGUUUCUAGUCUAGAGACUGCCAGGCAUCUGCGUUGUUGUAAAUUUUAAAUCAGGGAGACUUUCACACCUAAAGCCAUUUGGAAAUGCAAAGUGAUACCUGGAGGGACAGGAGCCCCAGUGUUUGACAUUGGACUCCAUAGCUGGCUUCCCGAAGCAGGUCCCAGCUUCUGUCUUCCCCGGGGCCGGGGCACGGGCCAGGGUGUUGUGUGUGGGAUCGCAGCCUGACGGGCCCCAGGGGCCCUCUGGCAGGCACGGCAGCCUCUCCCAGCCGUGUGCGGCUGCUCGUUUUAUCGUUUUAUCGGCGCAGCCUGCCUGGGCCUGGAAGAGAGAGGUCAGCAGGACAUUCCCACGGGCUGUCAGCUCUGUGACCUCCUCACCCAUCAGGCCUGCCCCUUCUCCAAGCUCAUGCUUUUUGCUCAUCUUCUUUGAAAUCUGAAGCCGUCUUGUAGACAGGCGGCAGUGACCAGAAGCCAGGAAUAGAUGCCGUAUUAAAACAAUAUUCCUUUUUUUAACUCUCUCUUUCUUGUGAGAGGAUUACCUCUUACUUAUUAUAGGCGUUUCCAGCAGGCCUCAGCCUCGCUAAGGAGAGCCUUUGUUUCCAAUAGUCAUUGCAUUCAAAGCUGUCUUAACCCCAGAGGCCCCUCUGCUCCCCCUCCCACCCUAAUGAUCCUGGUCGAGCUCCAGACUGCGGAGUGCAGACUCCCUGAAAAGCUCCUUUCAUUAACAUAAGCCAUUAAUCGACUCCCCCUUGAAGUAAUUCUGGUCUGGAGGGGGGAGGGGCAGCCGGGGGUUGGGGCUGGCAGGAAGAGGGUGGUUCCCUGGGGACCCAGCUUAGGGCCAGAACGUCAGGAAAACUCAAACCAAAAACUGCUAAGGUGGCUGGCAGAAGGAAAAUCAAUAAAGCCUAAAUGAGAUCUAUUGGACCGAUAGCAGCAUGGCCGGGAAGGAAACAGGACUCGCUCUCAGGUCUGCCUGUUGUCAUAUUGCCGGAGAACAAAGACGGCAGUCACAAACCAAGAAGGGACCCUGUGUGUUACUCUUCUUCCGUGUGGACUUGCUUCUCCUCCUCUCCACCCCUUGAUUUCUCUUCUUGGAAAGGACAUAUCUGGGGACCGGAGCAGGAGUAUCUUUGCUUUUUGGUUUUUUGUUUGUUUGUUUGUUUGUUUGUUUAGUUGCAUGUAGCCUGUGUGGCAAUAACAGCAAAAGAAAGAUGUGUGUCCUCCAUUCACUAAUUCAAAAGAAAAGCAGAAGUGUGCAUGGAUGCCAUACUCUUGUCUUCUGUGAUCCCUGACUCUGCUUGCUGGACUGCCUUUCCUUUCAGAAAGAUCUCCCACGUCCACUGUAGCUCUGAGUGCAUAAACCGUCUCCCAGGCUGCGGAGCUCCGUUUACAGGGAAUUUUAUAGGAACGCUGGGUUGGGUCAGAAUAAGGUAAACCAGCAGAACCCCACGGGCCAUGAGACCGGCCGUCAUACAUCCCCUUCCGAAGGGCCUUUCUCGGCCUUCGUGUCACCUAACCCAAGCCUCCCAGAGGGAUCUGUUCUAAUCUCCUGGACAGUCAGUGGUCACAAACCUUCUUGGUCACCACCUUUUCCACCUUUCCUGCAGUUUUCUCUGCCUCCCGCUGUUCCCACCACCAGGAUUAUCUAGGAGAGCUCAGGUUCUUCCCAAAGUAUGUGGUGUGGCCUGUCCGGCUUGUUCUGGGGUUAGCCAGAUUAAGAUAGAGCCAUGCGAUGAAACAGAAACUCUCCAUUCUAGCAAUGUAGGAGACUGCUGGCUUAUAGACACACACCCAGCACCUCAUUUCAGCUACAACAGAAGGAAAGUGAGAGUGUGUGCGAAAGCAAAGGUCCUGGAAACAGCCCCACUUGCUCCUCUUUUUCUAACUCCUUUUCUACCUAAAGUUUCCUCAUAGCUGUUUGGAACCAAUCCAGAAUGUGCCUGAACCCUAUUAUUACUGCUGGGUCCUCACGGUAGGAAAGAAAACCCAGCUGCUCCAAACUGUAAAUCCUGUACCACGUUACAGCCCCAGCUCCCAGGCAGGCCUGUGCCUUGGAAGCCAAACCCAGCAUCCAGGCGUCUUCUUAGGUCCAGAGUGCCUGCCCUGGGAGAUAAGAUAGGUGGGUCCUAGCCCCACUCCACCACUAACCAAUAGUGAGAUCCAGAUCUUGCUGGGGAGAAUGUUAGUCAUCGAACAUUCCCUGUCUAUAGAGUAAAGGAUUGGGACUAUUUUAGGAUUCUGGAGAAUCUGCCUGAAAAGGGGGAUUAUCUACCUUUCGAUGAUAAACUCAUCGUUAUAAACACCAAGUAGGUUCAAAUUAGAAACUAAAACAGUGGGAAAUAGGCAUGUAUACAAGAGUUCAAGGAGUUGUUUGGAAGCCCUGGUGAAUGGGCAGAGAACAUAAGUCUCAUGUGGUUUGUGCUUCCUGCCUGGUAGGAUCUGGAGCGUUAUCUCGAUUUAAUGCUGGUUCCACCCUUAUCUCUGCCCAGGGAAGGACCCACCCUGUCAGGCAGAUGACUCUCCAGUCACACUGCUAUCGCAGAGGCUGUGUCCUAUAGUUACCUCUUCCCACUUCUCACUUUAUUCUUAAAACUUUGUCUAAGUAGAUCUAGGCCUUCAGAAACAAAGUUAUUAAGUGAUUUCACCUAAGUUGGCAACUAUACCUUCACUUACAAAUCUCACCAAAUCGGAAUUCAGGAUUAUGCC